Messenger RNA from Aspergillus calidoustus, 933 nucleotides. The record is from the annotation of a GenBank genome assembly. Lineage: Eukaryota; Fungi; Ascomycota; Eurotiomycetes; Eurotiales; Aspergillaceae.
AUGGCCGACCCAAACCUUUUCGUUAAGGCAAUGGCAUUUACCAAAACCGCCCAUCGAGAUAUCUACCCCGCUGUUCAGCCCACCCGGCCAGAACUAUCCCAGAGUGGAAAGGUGAUUGUAAUCACCGGCGCGACCCGUGGACUGGGAAGGGGCUUCGCACUCGCAUUCGCCCAGGCGCGCGCACGUGCCAUUGCGCUCCUCGGACGCUCUGCCGAGGCGCUGGCCGAGACAGAGAAGCAGGUCAAGGGGAUCAGUCCCGCGACGCGAGUUGUCCGUAUCAUUGUCGAUGUCCUCGACGAGGCCGGGAUUGGGGCUGCGUUUGAGGAGAUUGUUGCGCAGGUCGGCACGCCUGAUGUCCUUAUUAACAAUGCGGGUUACUGUAAACUGGAGACGAUUGCUGAGUCCAGUGUUGGGUCGUUUUGGAAGGUCCAGGAAGUAAACGUCAAAGGCCUCCUCAUCGUCACAAAAGCAUUUCUCAAGUCCAUCGAAUCAGACAAAACGCAACCCGAGCACCACCAGCAGCGGACAAUCCUAAACCUCACCUCGGUCUCCACGCAAAACACCCCCGUGACAAUGGACUCCUACACAAUCAGCAAAGUCGCGCUGAACAAAUUCACCGAGUUCCUCGCCGCCGAGCACCCGUCCAUCACGGCCAUAAAUCUCGACCCUGGAAUGGUUGGUACAGAUAUGGGGAGCAGCGUUGAGCUUAUUGCGCCGUUUUUGCAUGACACCGUGGAGCUUGCGGCCGCGGGCGCGGUGUGGAUGUGCAGUGGCGAUAAGAGCUUCCUUUCGGGGAGGUAUGUUUCUGUCAACUGGGAUGUGGAUCAGCUCGAGGCGAAGAGGGAAGACAUAGUUAGGAACAAUUUGCUGGUUGGGCCCGGGAUCAGGAGGGGAAAUGCUCCGACUGGCGAGGAGUUGGUUAUUCAGCCUUGA